Debaryomyces fabryi is the source of this 702-nucleotide messenger RNA. RefSeq names its product NADHX epimerase. Gene Ontology annotation, molecular function: NAD(P)HX epimerase activity. Bases 1 to 702 code for a protein of 233 amino acids. Lineage: Eukaryota; Fungi; Ascomycota; Pichiomycetes; Serinales; Debaryomycetaceae. Gene Ontology annotation, cellular component: mitochondrion. The record is from RefSeq and is a predicted model, not a curated record. The transcript has a single exon.
AUGGCAUCUCAAUUAGAUCAAGAGUUAAUGUCGACCGGAGCAUUUUCUAUUGAUCAAUUGAUGGAAUUGGCAGGUCUUUCAGUAGCACAAGCGAUUUAUAAACAAUAUCCUCCAGCAACUGCCUCUUCUAAUAAAGUUUUGAUGCUUGUCGGUCCAGGAAAUAAUGGGGGUGAUGGGUUGGUAGCUUCGAGACACUUGAAGAUUUGGGGUUAUGAUCCGGUAUUAUAUUACCCGAAGAAGUCUACGAAGAACGAAUUGUAUAAGAAUUUAUCAAAACAGUUACAAGAUUUGGAAGUUCCCGAGAUUGAGAACCUUGAAGAGGUUAAAUCACUUUUAGAAUCCCCUAAGUCAGUGAAAAUAAUUGUGGAUUCGCUCUUUGGAUUUUCGUUCAAACCACCUAUCCGUGAGCCAUUCGGUGAGUUAAUUAAGUAUUUAUCAAUAAAUCAUUCAAGCCUUCCAGAUAUAGUUUCGGUUGAUAUUCCAUCGGGAUGGGAUGUCGAUAAAGGACCAAUUGACGUUGAUAUUAAUUCUACAAUGUUGAUAAGUCUUACGGCACCUAAACCUUGUUCCGAGCAUUUCUUGAAGGAGGGAAGAGUUCAUUAUUUAGGGGGGAGAUUUAUCAAUCAAAAAAUUGCUCAAAAAUAUGAUAUUGAAGAUUUAGUCAAAUUGUACAAGGGCGAUGAACUAAUUGUAAAGUUAUAA